AUGGCAUCGCCAGAGCCAGUCGACGACGGCGAACCGCCCACUGAGGCCGAAACGCACCAACAUGAGAAGCAAGAGAUCGAGAGGCUUCUUAGGGCAAUCGGCGAGGAUUUGGAGCGCAGGCUUGCUGCUCUGUUGCACUUCAAUGUCGCGAUUCAGAGCAUGCAAGCCUCCCUGUCCGACGGGACCAAAGACAUGAUGGAUCGGCUUCUUAUGGUCUAUUGCCGCUCUUCUCCAAAACUCGAUAUCGAAGACUCACUGCAUGAGCCCCUUCGACUGAAGAUGGAGACGUUGCGCGCGGCGAACACUCACGAGGGUGAUCCUACGGCCGACAUUCUGCUCUUCCCAUUCUGCAAUCAGCUCUGCUCGGCGUACUGCACAGCAAGCAACGAAUUGCGGGACUCAGCCAGCAACUGCUGGUCCGUGGUAUGGAGGUUGACUCAACACAAUGUGCUCAAGGACGGUGACCACAUAAAGGAGCAUGUCAAUGUCGAUAUUGAGAGGUACGAAGCUUCCCUAUCAGCAUUUCGUCGAGACCUUGCGAAGUGCGCGGCGGACACCUUCAAUUCGGUUCGUCGCACCAUCGGAGCGCUGCGCGAUACGUUCGAACAACUUCGACUCGAGGCCAAGAAAAAUUGCGAUGGCUCAGAUGUCCAACGCUUCUACAGUCCGAUGAGUCGCUGUGAACAAUAUUAUUUCCUCAUCGCAAUGGCCGAACGCCUUCAAAAGCCUCCGUUCAGCGACGGGACCCACGCGAGACGCAAUCGCGAACUGCGGCAUAACCUCGAAGCAGCCAUGUUCCUCCUGAGCUUCGAAGAACAACGUGAAUGGAUUCGGAAGGCGUAUGAGUUGGUCGACGUCAAGGUCCGUGAGGACCUACAGAAGGCCUUUCCAAGCGACUUCGCGGAGACUUUGCAAGACUGA
Molecule: messenger RNA, 921 nt
Organism: Cercospora beticola
Lineage: Eukaryota; Fungi; Ascomycota; Dothideomycetes; Mycosphaerellales; Mycosphaerellaceae
Source: RefSeq, a predicted model, not a curated record